AUGGCACCAAAAAGGAAGAGCACUAAGCAAGCAGAAACAAGUAUACUGAAAAAACAGAAAGAUGAAACCACAGAUUUGUUGUCCUUGGAGGAAGUGAAAUCGCUUGGGGAGGACAUCAAAAAUGCAUCAAAGUUCAAUAAUUUUGUUAUAUUACUUGACCAACUCCAGAGCAUUCAAAAAUUGCUCACUGAGAAAGAAGAUAUAGAGGCAGAAACUCUGGGUCGUCAAAUUGUGCUCAUCGUAUAUGAAAGAUUCGAAGUCUUGUCCAACGAAGGAAUGAUGACAGGAUCUAAAAAGCACAAUGAAAAACAAAGAUUAGUGGUAAACUGGUUGUCAGACAAGUACCAAACUUUCAAGUCAACCAUACUAAAGAUAUUGCUGUCCAAAUUGUUUUACGAAACAUCAUUGCAGUUGGAUGCAAUGGAAGUGUAUUUGAAUCUCAUCAAGUUGGAAUCUCAAGUUUCGGAGAAGCAGUUUCCAAAGAAAACAUAUCAGCAAUUUCUUGAGUCAUUGUUGUAUAACAGUAUUGGCGAGAUUUUAUCUGAUGGGUCAUCGAAUAACUUUAUUGUUCUAGAGUUCAGUGAAAUAUUCAAAAACUACUGGGAUUUGCAAUUCUACUUGUUUGACACUUUAAACGACACCCUUUUGUCAUGGAAAGACAACUUAUCAAACCAAGAGCUUCAAAGAAUAUUCGCAAACGUUGUCACUAUUAUACGAAAUGGAUUGAAGUUUAACCAAGAAGACCUUGAAAACGAACCAACUUUUGUUUCAAAGGAUGUAUUACCUUCAACAAUAUACAAGCACAACAAGUUUAAAUCACAGUUUCAAAAAUGCAUAUUAGCAAUUUUGUCUUACCCGUUGUCCUCACCACAAUACAAAUUAAUUUUAUCAAUUCUACAUAAACGUAUAAUUCCCUAUAUGUCACAACCUCAGGGUUUGAUGGAUUUCUUAACAGACGCGUACAAUUUACAAGAUGACUUGAUUAUUCCUAUAUUGUCACUUAACUCAUUAUACGAAUUGAUGAAAAGCUAUAACUUGGAAUACCCUGAUUUUUACUCAAAAUUGUACUCAUUGUUGAGACCAGAAUUGUUUUACACAAGAUAUAGAUCGAGAUUCUUUCGUUUGUGCGACUUGUUCUUGUCGUCAACUCACUUAUCAGCAAAUUUAGUGGCUUCUUUCAUAAAGAAACUAGCAAGAUUGGCCAUGACAUCCAGUGCCUCGGGUGUGGUCAUCAUCAUCCCAUUCAUCUAUAAUUUACUAAAGAGACACCCAACUUGUAUGAUAAUGUUGCACAAUACAGAUGAAUCCCAGGUAGGAGACCCAUUUGAUAACCUUGAGACAAACCCUUUAAAUACACAAGCCAUUAAGUCAUCACUCUGGGAAUUAGAAACGUUAAUGAGUCACUACCAUCCCAACAUUGCCACAUUGGCUAAAAUUUUUGGGGAGCCAUUUAGAAAGCCAAAUUAUAAUAUGGAGGAUUUUUUGGAUUGGAGUUAUCAGAGCUUGUUGGAAACUGAAAAAACUCGUAGAUACAAAAACCAAGCUGCACUUGAAUUUGAAACUUUUGAUGCUGUUUUGGCGGAAAAAAACAAGGAAGGAGACUACUUAUUGGAAGGCUGGAGUUUAUAG
This is a messenger RNA of Lodderomyces orthopsilosis Co 90-125, 1629 nucleotides long. RefSeq names its product ribosome biosynthesis protein (gene NOC4). Gene Ontology annotation, cellular component: Noc4p-Nop14p complex; nucleolus; small-subunit processome. NCBI's taxonomy places the organism in Eukaryota, Fungi, Ascomycota, Pichiomycetes, Serinales, Debaryomycetaceae. The record is from RefSeq and is a predicted model, not a curated record. Gene Ontology annotation, biological process: ribosome biogenesis. The transcript has a single exon. The coding region runs from base 1 to 1629 and encodes 542 amino acids.